This is a messenger RNA of Racocetra persica, 361 nucleotides long. Lineage: Eukaryota; Fungi; Glomeromycota; Glomeromycetes; Diversisporales; Gigasporaceae. The record is from the annotation of a GenBank genome assembly.
AUGAGUAAAAAUGGGAUGAAUUGUGCGAAAAUGGAAAAUGAUGCGUAUAUUUGUUCGUCGUGGUUGUAUAAUGGCAUAUUCAAACAUAUCCAAAAUGAUUUGUCAGAUAUAUGCUGUAGUUUGGGCAUAUCAACUGAGGGAAACAAAGCGGACCUCGUGCAGAGGUUAAAGGAUUACCAAGUAAAGAGUUCUCAUGAAAGGAAUGUAGAAAAAGGGAAAUUCUCAAAUGAUGGGUUACAAAUAAGCAUUGAUAAUGAAUCAGUGGUAUCUACAAUUAUACAGAAAAUGAUGAAAUUAGAAAAAGCAAUGUUGGAUUUUAAUGAUAAGUUAAAUUCAAUGGCACUGCAAGUUCAAGAGACAC